UUAGAAUGAGGGAGUGAAUGGUUGAAUGAUAAAGCGAGAUGCUAAAUAAUCAGUGAAGAACAAAAACUACGAUUGAAGUGAUUCCGGAGAGAAAAAUUGAAGGCUUUUCAUGUGAUCUUGUGAAUUUGUGUUUGUGCAAAAUUAAUUGUAGACUGUAUUUGUAUAAUAUUUUUGGAGCAACGUUCCCAAAAAAACGUACCGCUUGGUAGUAAUAUGAGUAAUGUUACCAACCAAAAUGGAACAGGUCUAGAGCAGCAGAUUGCUGGUCUGGACUUGCAGGCUCAGGCUCCUAAGAGUGCCGGCCGCUAUAUUCCCCCGCACCUGCGCAGGCAGUUGCAGGCCAACUCAAACCAAGUGACUCGAAAAAAUGACUACCCUGAUUCUGAUGGGGAAGAGUCUAAGCGCUCAAGCUUAGACGUCCGUCCCAACGAGUCACGGGACAUCCGUUCAUCAUUCGGAGGCAGCUCUAGAGGUUACGACCGUGGUGGUCGGCGCGACGACCGCGACCGUGACCGCGAUCACGAUCGCGGCUACGAUUCGCGAUCCCAGCGCAGGGACCGCGGUCGUGAUGGCGGAUACCAGAAUGGAGACACAGACCGUUGGUCUGAAUCGGAGCGCUGGAGUGACCGCGGCGGGCGCGGCGGCACGGGCGGGUCAGGCGGCGGCAGCGGCGGCGGCGGCGGCAGCAGCAGCAGCAGCAGCGGCGUGCGCGACCGCGACGUGCGCCGCGACGAGGACUACGAGCCGCCGGCGCCGCGCAACGACCGCUGGAAGGAGCCCGAGCCGCGCUCCGACGAUCGCAACAACUCGCGCUGGCCCUCCGACGAUGUGCGCCGCUCCAGCUCCCGUAGAGAUGAGAAUGAUUGGACGAUCCCGCUACCUCGCGACGAGCGGCAGGAGUUGGAGCUCUUUGGCACUGGAAACACAGGCAUCAACUUUUCCAAAUACGAGGAUAUUCCGGUUGAGGCCAGUGGUGACCGCGUACCGGACUUUAUUACAAGUUUCGAUGACGUUAACCUGACAGAAAUAAUGCGAUCGAACAUAAAACUCGCUCGCUACGAUAAACCGACGCCAGUGCAGAAGUACGCGAUUCCCAUCGUUUUGGGCCAUAGAGAUGUAAUGGCGUGCGCACAGACCGGCUCGGGCAAGACGGCAGCUUUCCUCGUGCCCAUACUCAAUCAGAUGUACGAAGCCGGACCUGUGAAGCACACAGGACCAAUCAUCAGACGCAAACAGUACCCCUUGGGCUUGGUGCUGGCUCCGACGCGUGAGCUGGCCACUCAGAUCUAUGAUGAGGCUAGGAAGUUCGCAUACCGCUCGCGCGUGCGACCUUGUGUUGUUUACGGUGGCUCUCCAGUACCUGAUCAGUUGCGUGAGCUGGAACGCGGUUGCCACCUACUGGUCGCCACCCCAGGCCGAUUGGUGGACAUGUUGAUUCGCGGUCGCGUUGUCCUCGACCACUGCCGCCAUCUUGUGUUGGACGAGGCAGAUCGUAUGCUUGACAUGGGUUUCGAGCCUCAGAUUCGAAAGAUUGUUGAGUGCCACACCAUGCCGAAGACUGGUGAACGACAGACCCUUAUGUUUUCUGCUACUUUCCCAAAGCAAAUUCAAGUUUUGGCGCAAGAUUUCUUGCAUAACUACGUUUUCCUUGCGGUUGGACGUGUCGGUUCUACUUCUGAGAACAUUACACAAAAGGUUGUAUGGGUAGAGGAAAUGGAUAAACGUUCAUUCCUUUUGGACUUACUGAAUGCGUCGAACUUGCUGCAACGUUCGCGCCCUGAGGAAGACCAGCUGAUUCUCGUUUUUGUUGAAACCAAGAAAGGCGCUGACCAACUUGAGGAUUACCUGUACUCGCAAGGCUACCCAGUGACGUCGAUCCACGGCGACCGCACUCAACGCGAGCGUGAGGAGGCCCUCAGGCGAUUCCGCUCGGGACAGACUCCCAUCCUGGUUGCCACAGCAGUUGCUGCCAGAGGUUUGGAUAUACCGCAUGUGCGUCAUGUGAUCAACUUUGAUUUGCCAUCUGAUGUGGAAGAGUACGUGCACCGCAUUGGUCGUACCGGCCGUAUGGGUAACCUGGGUGUCGCCACAUCCUUCUUCAACGACACCAACCGCGGCCUAGCUCGCGAGCUCGUCGAACUACUCGUCGAGGCUAAACAAGACGUGCCAAAUUGGCUGACAAGCACAGCGGCUGACGGGCGGCUAGGCGGUGGUGGGCGGCGCGCCGGCAGUCGCUCGGGCGGCGGACGGUUCGGCGGCGGCGGCGGCUUCGGCGCCCGCGAUUACCGUACGCAACCGCGCCAGCCACCACGCUCAGCUGGGCCCUCUUCUAUCGGAUCUGGUUUUGGAUACGAUGGAGGAUCGUACGGUGGUAACUACGGCGGGUCGUACGGCGGCGGCGGCGGCAGCAGCGGAGGCCCGGACUGGUGGGACUCUUAAGCGAUUUACGCGCACCGCCCUCCCCGUCCCCCCUUCCCCCCGCUCUGAUACCAACUUCCUUAUUCGUGACUUAAGCUAUGUCAGAUGUUCUAGAAUAUAUUUGGAUUCGUGAGCAGAGACUGAAAUUGACCGGUGACCGUUAGAAGUAGCGACAAUGGACAGUCGAGAGCGGUGCGACUCAGCGCGGCGCCGUUGAAUCUCAGGGCCGCGGCCCGCAUCCGCGGGAUUUUUCUUGAUUCGAUGUUUUGCCGCGGGCGUGCUUGACGAAUAUUUGUGGAUUCUCCGCGUGAACGGUAGAUAGUAAGCUCCGGUGGAGUGAUUGUUAGAGUAAAUUAUUAUCGCACGUUUCGUUUGCGUCACGUCCGUUGUGACUCGCACGCCUUUUUAAUUUUAUUUUUAUUCUUUUAGAAACGAUAUUCUGAUAUCGUUUUUGAAAAAAGUAGUGAUUUAAAAUAGAAUAUUUUUGAUGUUCGGUCUGUAUCGUGAAUCCCUAAGUGAACAAUGUAAUUGUGUAUUUUCAAUUUUCUAUUCUCUGACAGUCUGCUGACUCACUCCUGACACUGAAAUUUUGAAGCAUUUACGCACUCUAAAGUCGAUGUAGCUAUUGAUGCAGUAGAUUUAGAAAUUGAGAAGUACCGAUACAGUAUCAUAGUGAAUAAAUAAUAACUAAAUUUUGUCUGUAGAAAUCCCAUAAUGUAACAUCUAUCACCAACAUGCUCUAUAAUUUGAAUGUGAAUUUUACCAAUAAAAAUUAAGAAACAGUAUA
Molecule: messenger RNA, 3205 nt
Organism: Manduca sexta (tobacco hornworm)
Lineage: Eukaryota; Metazoa; Arthropoda; Insecta; Lepidoptera; Sphingidae
Gene: bel
Product: ATP-dependent RNA helicase bel
Exons: 14
Coding region: 214-2439 (741 amino acids)
Biological process (GO): cell differentiation; gamete generation
Cellular component (GO): P granule; nucleus
Molecular function (GO): RNA binding; RNA helicase activity; ATP binding
Source: RefSeq, a predicted model, not a curated record